UUUUUGGGCUUCCGGGCAUGACCACCACAUAUGAUAGAAGGUACCUUGUUCUCUUUAACGGGCCUGGGGAGGCUCCUGACAUCUCCCUCCCCCCGAUUCCUGGUUCCCCUGCAGGAUAUGAGAUCACCUUCAGUUUGCUGAACCCCGACCCCAAGGCCCACGACGUGCACUGGGACAUCGAGGGGGCCCUCCAGCGCUUCGUGAAGCCCCUCCUGGAGAAGCUGAGCCCGCUGGCCGAAUUCUCGGUGGACUCUCAAAUCCUCUACUACGCAGCGCUGGGAGUUACGCCCCGCUUUGAUUCUGCUUCCGCCAGCUACACCCUGAGCGUGCACAGUCUCCCGCACGUCAUUAACCCCGUGGAGGCCCGGCUGGGUAAGCCAAGGGGACGCCAUCUCAGUUUGGGAACUUGCUAAGGGCCCCCCCCCACU
Molecule: messenger RNA, 428 nt
Organism: Notechis scutatus (mainland tiger snake)
Lineage: Eukaryota; Metazoa; Chordata; Lepidosauria; Squamata; Elapidae
Source: RefSeq, a predicted model, not a curated record